Messenger RNA from Symbiodinium pilosum, 767 nucleotides. NCBI's taxonomy places the organism in Eukaryota, Dinophyceae, Suessiales, Symbiodiniaceae. The record is from the annotation of a GenBank genome assembly.
AUGGCUGUGACCGAUAUGUGGCCCGUGAGUCCCGCGCGUACCCCAGCUUCCUCCACAAACUCAGCCCCGUUGCACGUGGACAUGCGUUUUCCAGAUGUCAGCGUCCCCAACUUGGAGCCUACCACCAAACUGGCAGAGGAGGAGCGUACUCUCAGCGAGGUGAAGCGAGAGCGAGACCAAGCUUGGAAGAGAGCCCAGUCCCUGGAGCAUAGCCUUGAGAUUGAAAGGCACACCUCCCGGGCUGUGGCCACAGAGGCCGUAGAGGCUGAGGCGAUGUGGGAAGCCCGAGUUGCUGAGCUCAUGAGCGAGCUGGCGCAAUCUGAGUCUCGGCUCCAAAGCCGUCACCUCGUGGAUCAGGAGCAACGGCAACACAUGCCGGAGCACCUCCUGCAAGAUAUUCACGACAAAAUGAUCAUGGCCGUGUGUCAGGGUGAAGAGCUCAAGCAGAGCCUAUUUCAACAGCGGUGCCAGUAUAGUUCACCUUCUGUGGAGUCCAGCUGCCGUGGCAGUGCCAGCAUCCCGCUGCAGCCGUGCUCUUGGUUUGCAACUCAGGGCACACCAUGCAACCACGCGCGGGAGAACGCCCAAUUGCUGGAGCGGCUACUGCUCGUCACGGAGGAGCUCCAGACUGCCGAGGCCGAGUCGCAGCAGAGCAUCGGGUCCGGCCAGCGCUCGACGCAGGACGCAACCCACUGCCUCCGCCAAGAACUGGCAGCUUCGCAGGCACGAGCAGUACUGUGCCAGCAAGAGCAGUGGCAGGCGGAGUC